Anthonomus grandis grandis is the source of this 1610-nucleotide messenger RNA. Its product is annotated as TBC1 domain family member 20. Gene Ontology annotation, cellular component: endoplasmic reticulum membrane. The record is from RefSeq and is a predicted model, not a curated record. NCBI's taxonomy places the organism in Eukaryota, Metazoa, Arthropoda, Insecta, Coleoptera, Curculionidae. Gene Ontology annotation, molecular function: GTPase activator activity. Gene Ontology annotation, biological process: positive regulation of GTPase activity; endoplasmic reticulum to Golgi vesicle-mediated transport. The transcript is spliced from 9 exons. The coding region runs from base 166 to 1431 and encodes 421 amino acids.
CGUUUUAUUCACCAAUUUCAGGUUAUCUGUCUUCAGUGAGAAAAAUAUUUUGUAUUGUAAUAUUAUGUGUUCUGAAGAUUUUUCUUGUCUUUUUUAUUUGAAGUAAAUAUAUAGCGUAAGGGGAAUGUUUAAAAAUAACUAACAACGGUACACGCCUUUUUAAUCAUGGAAAAUUACGAAUCGGAAAUAAGUAGUCUCGAUUUGGAAGAUGAAUCCACUCACUUUCUAAAUAGUAAUUCGGAUAGGCCUUCUGAAAACAACCUGGAAGGAAUAUUAGAUGAGGAUGCUAUGGAUACUAGGUCUGAAUUAAAAUUUGAAAGGGAUGUUGAAACAGAGGAAGAAAAAGAAAAAAGGAAACGAAUUGAAGCUGCAUUGGGCAAUCAACAAACCACAUUAAAAACAUGGGAAGAAUUAGCGAAAAGUAAAUGUGGUUUAGUUGGCGAUGAUUUAAGAUGUGCAGUAUGGCCUUUAUUGUUAGAAGUAGACCCAAGCACAGAUGAAAGAAUCCCCUCUUUGGAGGAACUUUCUGUGCAUCCCGAAUACCAACAAGUAGUCUUAGAUGUUAAUAGGUCCCUUAAAAGAUUUCCCCCAGGCAUUCCAUAUGAGCAAAGGUUGGCCUUACAAGAUCAGUUAACUGUGCUUAUAUUGAGAGUUAUAAUAAAAUAUCCACAUUUAAGAUAUUAUCAGGGAUACCACGAUGUAGCGAUAACAUUUUUACUCGUGGUGGGCGAAGUAGUGGCUUUUAGGAUCAUGGAAAAACUAAGCAUCAACAAUUUGAGAGAGUGUAUGGAACCGACCAUGGAAAAGACCGAUUACAGAUUGAACUACAUUUACGCCUUACUUUAUAACGUCGAUAGGGAUCUAUAUAAUUUUAUGGAUACGGCGGGGGUGGGCACAAUGUUCGCCCUUCCAUGGUACCUCACCUGGUUUGGACACUCACUCAAUCAGUACAAGGAUGUGGUCAGGUUAUAUGAUUAUUUUUUGGCCAGUCCGCCUCUGAUGCCUCUGUAUGUGGCCACUUCUUUAGUUGUGUAUAGGCGAAGUGAGAUUUUUGCUGAAGACUGUGAUAUGGCCAGCAUCCAUUGCCGACUCUCCCACAUACCGGAUAAUGUGGACUUCGAAACAAUACUGGUGAAGGCCGAAAAGUACUACAAGGACUACCCCCCAAAUAAGCUGGAAAAACUAGUAAAGAAACGGGUGGAGAGAGAACUGGCGAAGCACAAAAAGAUGAGAAAUAUCCGGGGGCCGGUGACCAUCUGGGGCAGGCUAAACAAUCACGUGCCUGCCUGGAUGGUGUUUAGUCGUAGGAGUCGUCUCGGGUUGAUUUUCGCUACGGCGACCGUCCUCAUUGCGUACCUUUACUAUGUGAAGUUUGGUGAUGUUCGGAUGCCGUUUUUAAGGCUCAAAAACAGUAAACAUUCUGCCGAAUAGGAAUUUAAUGGUGGCAUCAAUAAACAGGACGUUUUUUACAUUAUAACCAUGCGUAGACAUAAAAAAUAUGCCAAACAAUGAAUUAAUUAGGUUAUCACAUUAAAUAGGUUUUUUACGUGUAAAAAAUUAUAAAUUAACAUUAAAAAAUAUAUAUAUUCAUAGGCUGAUUCAAAAAUAAG